Molecule: messenger RNA, 2282 nt
Organism: Oreochromis aureus
Lineage: Eukaryota; Metazoa; Chordata; Actinopteri; Cichliformes; Cichlidae
Product: selection and upkeep of intraepithelial T-cells protein 6-like
Exons: 18
Coding region: 93-2000 (635 amino acids)
Source: RefSeq, a predicted model, not a curated record
CUUUGGCAGUUUGGAUCACUGUGUCGGAGUCUGGGUCUUUUUCUGUGUCAUUCAGUGAGUUACAGAGAGAGCACAGUCAACAGAGCUGCAGGAUGGCUCAUCAGCUGAACGGACUGUUUCCUCGAUCACUGCUCAAAGCUUUCAGUGUUCUGAUCUUCAUCAUUCUCCUAAAGGAUGUCUGUAAUGGUCAGCCUCAGUUGAUUGGUCCAUCUCAGGCACUGGUGGCAAGAGCUGGUGAUGAUGUCAUUUUGCCAUGUCAUGUGGAACCUGCAUACGAUGUUUCUACAAAGACACUGGAGUGGACAAGAUCUUCACUUGACCCUAGAUUUGUCUACGUUUCACGUGCCAGUCAGGAACUUGAAAAAUUAAAAAAUCCUUCUUUCAAAGGAAGGACGUCAUUGUUUGUUGAUGAACUCAAGUAUGGAAAUAUUUCACUGAAAAUCUCCAAAGUGAAAUUUAACGAUACAGGGACAUACAAAUGCUAUAUUCCAGAUUUGGAAAAAGAAGCUUUAGUCAAGCUAGUUGUUGCAUCCGUUGCUGCCACCUCACCUGCCAUCAGUUUAUCAGGGAUUGACAAAAACAGAGGAGGAGUGGUGUUACAGUGUGAGUCUGCAGGCUGGUAUCCAGAGCCUGAGCUGCUGUGGUUGGACGGUGAGGGAAAGCUCCUCUCUGCUGGACCUACAGAGACCCUCAGAGGUCCUGAUGACCUCUAUACUGUCAGCAGCAGAGUGACUGUGGAGAAGAGACACAGCAACAACAUCACCUGCAGAGUCCAACAGAGGAACACCAACCAGAGCAGAGAGACACACAUACAUGUUCCAGAGGAUUUCUUUGAGAUCCCGUCCAGUUCUUCCUCUCUCAUCAUCGGUUUGGCUGUUAGUUUGGCUCUGUGCAUCAUGCUGUUAAUUUUAUCAGUUGUUGUUCUUUUACGUAGAAAGAAGAAACACAUGAUGAAGACCAACAGAAGCCCAGAGGAUCAGACUGAUGUGGAAGGUGCUGAAGUUCCUCUGAGAAAGAAUCAGACUGACUCAGGAGAUGCUAAAGGUUCCUCUGAAGAAGCCAGAGAGACAGAGCAACUCAAUAGCAGCAGCUCUUCUACCAAAACUAAGAAGCAGACUUCAUGCUGUCCUUUAACCUCAAGGAGGAAACUCCUGGAGGAACAACAGAGGAGGGAGGAAGCUGAAAAGAACCUGCAGGACAUUGAAGCAAAGCUUUCUGGAAACAUCAGUCAAGCCCAGGAAGACAAACAGAAGAUGGAGAGACUGAGAAAUGAGCUCGAUUCCACAAAACAACAGCUCCAGCAGGAGAAAAAAGCAGCAGAGAACCUGAAGAAGAAGCUGGAGGAGAAAAAUCGUGAGCUUUCUGGAAACAUCAGUCAAGCCCAGGAAGAGAAACAGAAGAUGGAGAGACUGAACAAAGAGCUCGAUUCCACAAAACAACAGCUCCAGCUGGAGAAAAAAGCAGCAGAGAACCUGAAGAAGAAGCUGGAGGAGAAAAAUCGUGAGCUGGAAAAUAAACUCAAGGAUGAGAAAAAGAGGAAUGAAGAAACAAAGGAAAAAGUCAAAGAGCUCCAGCAGGAGAAAAAAGCAGCAGAGAACCUGAAGAAGCAGCUGGAGGAGAAAAAUCAUGAGCUUUCUGGAAACAUCAGUCAAGCCCAGGAAGACAAACAGAAGAUGGAGAGACUGAGAAAUGAGCUCGAUUCCACAAAACAACAGCAACAGAUGAACAAACUACAGAAAGGUGACAUCAUUUUGGACAAGGUCGACAGAUAUGGCCUCUAUAUCUGUCUGAGAAACACUUCCAGUGAGGAUAAGAUGAUGACAGGUUGGGAGAUAAAACUACAGAUCAAAGACAGAGAAUUCAUCAUAUACAAAUUUCAAGAAAACUUGAAAGCUGGAGAAGGACUCACUUUAAAUGGAAAGGAAGCCAUGUGGAAUAGUGGAGACAACGUGAAGAUCAGCCUCAUCAGCAACACCGGAGAAGAGCACAGACUGAACUGAUGCUUUUUACAAACAAGAUUACGUCAUGUAAAUUCAGUAGAAUUACUUUUGUUUUUGAUGAAUAAAAGAACAGGAUGUUAUUAUAUUUUUCACAUAAUUUUUAAUUACUUUAACUUUUUUCAUUUAAUUAAAAAUAUGUAUUAAAAAAGUAAAAUCUUCAAAAAGUUUUCUUUAUUCUUUGAGGUGCAACACAAAAGUAGUUUUAACUGCAAUGACGUGGAUGAAGAUCAUGCUUCACUGUGUAUUUUUAAGCUGAAGCUACAUGAGUGAAAACUUCACAUG